AUGGCAACACGCAACCUUAUCAGAUUCAUGGCCGUAGCUCUCGCGUGCCUUGUCAUCUUGUCGUCCACAUAUGGUGAUCCUAAUCCGAGUGUUCAUGAUGAGAGCCCCCGCACCACCUACAUCGUCCGUGUGCGGCCGCCAGUGAGCCUCUCCGAUGACACCGCCGGGCUCGACCUCGAGCACUGGUACGAGUCGUUCCUCCCGCUGGAACCCAUGUCCAAGGACACCAGGGCUGCUCUCCUUCAUACCUACCGGGCGGCCAUGACUGGCUUUGCCGCAAAGCUAACGGAGGCCGAGGCGGCAAGCCUUGCAGCCAAGGAUGACGUCCUCGGCGUGUUCCCGAGCCGUCGCGUUGCGCUCCACACGACGCACUCGCCGGAGUUCCUGGGCCUGCGAGCUGCGGCCAUGUACGGCAACAGCCACGGCGCAUGGAACGGGGCGCUCGGCCGCAUGGGCGAGGGCGUCGUCAUCGCGGUCCUCGACACGAUGGUCAACCCCAAGCACGUGUCGUUCCGCGAUGACGGCAUGCGCGCGCCGCCGGCGAAGUGGCGCGGCAAGUGCGACUUCUGGGGCGGCCGGGAGCGUUGCAACAGGAAGAUCGUAGGCGGCCGGACGAUCUUCCACUCCCUGAAGGACGGUCACGGGACGCACACGGCGAGUACCGCCGCGGGGAACCUCGUCGCCGGUGCAAGCGUUCUCGGCAACGGGAACGGCACCGCCGCCGGCAUGGCGCCACGGGCGCACCUCGCCGUAUAUGAGGCCUGCGAUGACACGGGCUGCGACACCGCCGAUGUGCUCGCUGCGAUGGACGCUGCAAUAGCAGACGGCGCUGACGUGCUCUCCCUGUCGUUCGGGGAUGACCAUAUCAAGCCAUUUUACCAGGACACAAUCGCCAUCGGCGCGUUCAGCGCCAUGCAGAAGGGCAUCUUGGUCGUCUGCUCCGCCGGAAACUCGGGCCCGGACCCAGGCUUCCUGAUGAACGACGCGCCGUGGAUCCUCACGGUCGGCGCAGGGACAAUGGACAGGCAGAUGCGGGCGGUCGUCAAGCUUGGCAACGGCCAGACAUUCGUUGGUGAGUCCGCCUAUCAGCCCCAUGGGCUGCGUCCUACACAAUUGGUUACUCCUGUUCAGCACAAUAGCUCAACUCCUGAAUGCCAGCCCUUGACCGGCGUGGCCGGCAAGAUCGUCGUCAUCGAAGAUGUCUGUGACGACAUGGUCCAAACAGGUACUCUCGUCAAGGACUCUGGCGGAGCAGGUAUGGUGCUAACUGGUGAAGAGGAGGAUGGUAACACGGCUUACACCGACGCACAUGUGCUGCCAGCAUCCUACGUGACGUACCAAGACGGUAUAGCCAUAAGGAAAUACAUGAAAUCCACCAAGAACCCGGUGGGUGCCAUCACCUUCCGUGGCACAUCAUUCAGCGCGUCCUCAUCAGCUCCCGCCGUUGCUUCCUUGUCCUCUCGUGGUCCAAGCCUAACCACACCUAACAUCGUCAAGCCUGACAUCAUUGGCCCCGGCAUGAACGUCAUCGCCGCAUGGCCGUUCAAGGUUGGGCCAGAGGGGGAAAAAGGUCAAGGUGGUGGAAUUGGGGAUUUUAGUGAUGUUACCUUCGACAUCCUCUCUGGAACGUCAAUGUCAACGCCUCACCUCAGCGGGGUCGCCGCACUCAUCAAGAGCGAGCACCCGGACUGGUCCCCUGCAAUGAUCAAGUCGGCGAUAAUGACGACAGCCGACACACUUCGUUCCGAUGGUAAGCCGAUCCUGGAUGAGAAGCUCAAGACCGCAGGAGGCUUCGACAUGGGCGCUGGCCAUGUUAACCCUUCCAGAGCCGUGAACCCAGGCCUGGUGUACGACAGGGAUGAAGCACAGUACAUUGCUUACAUCUGUGGCCUCGGUUUCACGGAGGAACAAGUGGAGAUCAUCACGCAUAAGAGGAACAUAUGUCGGAGCAUGAGCAAGAUCACCGGUGCUGAACUGAACUACCCUUCCAUAGUGAUGCAGGCGAGUGCCGGCAAUAUCACAGUGAACAGGAUGCUUACAAGCGUCGACAACUCACAUGGCAAGUACACGGUGGAGGUCAAUGUGCCCAAAGGUGUUGUGGUUAAGGUAUCCCCCUCAGUGCUCGAGUUUGGGGGGCUUAAUGAUAAGAAGAUCUUCAAUGUUAAGAUGAGUUGGGACCCUCUCAAGACGAAGCAGGUAGAGGGGAGCCUGAAAUGGAUCUCCAAGACUCGUGUUGUCAGAAUUCCUGUAAUAGUAUUUUAA
Messenger RNA from Panicum virgatum (switchgrass), 2262 nucleotides. Its product is annotated as subtilisin-like protease. Gene Ontology annotation, molecular function: serine-type endopeptidase activity. The transcript has a single exon. Gene Ontology annotation, biological process: proteolysis. Bases 1 to 2262 code for a protein of 753 amino acids. The record is from RefSeq and is a predicted model, not a curated record. Lineage: Eukaryota; Viridiplantae; Streptophyta; Magnoliopsida; Poales; Poaceae.